AUGAAUAAUAUAUUUAUUUUCAUCACAUUAUGUUUAGCUAAGACAUAAGAACAAUGGGAUAUUGUAUACCAAAGCUUUCAAGACCUAAACUCAAUGGAUGAAUCAGGCUGGACUGUAAGUAAUAAUUAUAAUGGAUUGCUUUUUACAACUUGCAAUGGUUCUAGAUUGUUUGGAGGAUUUAAUGCAUUUGGAUAUUCCACAAUAGUAUCUAAGCAUUUUUCCUUACCUCCUCAUUAUAAAAUAAAUUUUACUUUUGAAUUUUGGAAAAUUGAUUUUUGUUAAAUAGAUCAGGUCUAUUUUUUUUUAGAUUAUGAAGAAUACUGGACAAAUUACCCUCAACUUUGGUCAGACCCAAAAUAUUCUCAAUGGCUGAAUGACAGAAAUAAUUACUCUCAAUGGCUGAAUGACAGAAAUAAUUACUCUCAAUGGUAGGAAGAGUAUGAAUUAUGUAAAAGUAAAAGUGGAAGCGGUUGGUAUGAGGAAACUGAAAUUUUAACAGGUAUAUUUAAACAUGAUUCGGAAUCGUUAAUUUUUAUAAUUUAUUCAUACGUUAAGGGAGGAUGGGGGUUUAGAGAUUUUACAUUGUCAAUAGUAAGAUGUUCUUCUGGUUGUUUAUAUUGUUCAGACAAUGAUUAUAAUAAUUGUUAUUAAUGGGUUGGUAUUUUAUCACUGCGGCAUGAAUCAAUUGAUUUAGAUGGAUGGAUGUAAAAUGAUAAUAUCUAACCUGCAACAUCUAAAUGUUUAAAUUUUGAUCUUCUUGGAGGAUAACCUAAUUUAGCAUUAAAUGAUAGAUUAGAAAAAAUUAUACAAAAUUUGAGUCCUCAUUAUAAAAUUUAAAUAAAUUUCUAAAGUUGGUUAUUUAAUUAUCAUUGGGAUUAUAAUUUUUACUUUUAGCAAUUGGUAGAUGAUUAAAUUUAUUAUUAAACUAAAUUCCUAUUAGCAACUUUUGAUUUUCUUUGUGGACCCUAUAAUAAUUCAGGUUCUAUAUCUAAUAUUGCAGUUACUUAACCUCAUUCAUCAUCAUAAUGUAAUAUAUCUAUGAGAUUUACUGUAAGUGAUUCAAAUGGAUAUUGGGGAAUAAGGGCAUUCAAUAUAUAUCUUGCAAAAUGUUAAAAUGGUUGUGAUGAAUGUGUUGGUCCUUUAAAAACAGAAUUUACUGUUUGUUCAAGUGGAUUGGUGCUUUACAAUAAUAUAUGCACUAAUUCUCCCCCUAUGCUUUUAUCGCAAAUUUCAACUAGUUAAAUAAAAGAUUUAUAGUCAGAUGAUAGAAUUCCUAUUGAGAUUAAUCUAUUAGAGGUUGAUUAAUAAAUAAAUACUUAAGGAAAUUUUACACUUUCAGUUAAGAAUCAAUAUAAAUUCUUGACUAUUUAAGUUUAUGUAAGAUGCCAUCCAAAAACAAGGAUUAAUAGUUUAUUUUAAAGCAAUAAAUAUUAAGAUUCGUACUAAUAUUCAUUUUUUUUAAAUUGUUAGUAGGCUUUCAACACUGUAAAUUAUAAUCUUAAAUACGAAUAAAGGAUAAUUAAAGAAUAAGAAAUGAUAAUUAAUACAUCUGAUACACAAUGUGUAAUUUAUUAAGUAAUUAGAGUUAUUGAUGAAUUACCUUUAUUUGUCAAAAUUUUAGAAAUUAUAAUAGAAGAUUUUUGA
This is a messenger RNA of Paramecium tetraurelia, 1644 nucleotides long. RefSeq lists its product as uncharacterized. The transcript is spliced from 5 exons. NCBI's taxonomy places the organism in Eukaryota, Ciliophora, Oligohymenophorea, Peniculida, Parameciidae. The record is from RefSeq and is a predicted model, not a curated record.